Messenger RNA from Fusarium subglutinans, 1365 nucleotides. RefSeq names its product AGA1 A-agglutinin anchor subunit. Bases 1 to 1365 code for a protein of 454 amino acids. The transcript has a single exon. The record is from RefSeq and is a predicted model, not a curated record. NCBI's taxonomy places the organism in Eukaryota, Fungi, Ascomycota, Sordariomycetes, Hypocreales, Nectriaceae.
AUGUCCACACUACAACGUUCACGGUCACUUCGAAAACCUGCUUCUACCGCCACAACUACUGCCAAUGCUAAUGCGAACGCCCCAGACGGUUCACCGAGUCGCCUCCCUGUAAAGCCCUUGACUAGAAGUGCGACGACAUCUAGCAAUGCGAGAACAUUGAGAAAUGGAACAACCACAGGACUCUCCAGAGCGACGUCUGGUCGACAGCCUGCUAAACCAGUAACAUUCGAGCCUGCGAAGAGGGAAACUCGAUAUCCCCCUUCAACCACGACUACGAGACCUCGACCAGCGGUGAGACCGACCUCGGCAGAUGGCCCUACUCAAACAGCUAGAAAGGCACCUGCCCCUACGCAUACCCGCGCAAAGAGCACUGCUACUGGCUUGAGAAAUGCGCCAGUCUUGAGACCUCCUUCUUCUGGUUCCUCAGCUAGCAGCACCACUACCACAACAACGACCACUCGUCCUACUCGGUCGUCAACUACUUCUGCCAACGAGAAGCUCCCGGGCGCUGCACCACGCCUUCGACCGGCCUUCUCAACUCUCCAGCAACACUACUCACCGGCCAAGUCCUCUGCGCCUAAACCACUGACAUCAACAUUCCUCGCUCCGCCGUCGCCGUCCAAACUUCCGGCCAAUGUCGCUGCAUCCGCCGAGACAAGUCGGUUGCAAACCGAGCUUCUGCAACUCCAUCUUUUGCAUCGAGAUGCACCGACCGUUGAUGCUACCUGGAGGGCUAGUGCCCAACGCAAACUUGGGGAGCGAUUUUCAGAGCUUGCUAGCGCGAGUAAACAGAUUGAUGACCAGGAGAAGGCAGAGGUUGAGAAGGGGAACAUCCUGACAAUCCGUAAGUGGGCUGUUGGCGGUGGUCUGGAAGAGCGCAUACAAAUCCUAGAUGCAGCCAUAGCUGGUCUAUGGGCGCUGGAGGAACCCGGUGGCCGUUAUGCCAGGGUCGUAAGGCGAUUUGAAAGAUGGGUUGAUCGCAUGUGUGAAAUCGAAGAAGCGAGAAGUGCAGGCGGAGCUCUCAUCCAGGAGAACGACGUGCUAUUUAUUGGCGAACUUGAUUCUGCAUGGAAGGACGAAUGCGCUGGCUUGGUACGACGAUUGGAUACCAUAAAGCGACAACUCGAUCAAUUGGGGGAUUUUGCCCGUGAUGACCAAGAGGGAGAAACCAAAAAUCAAUCAAGUCUGCAUCGCAUGGUAGAAGGGUCAAGGGAGCUUGUGCAGGGCAUGCUGACUGAACUGGCUGUCAUGGACGAUAUUGAGCGGGAUGCACUUGCACGUGAAGACGAGUGGAUUGAUAAGAUGAACCGAGACGAUGGAAUGGAAGAUACCCCAAGAGCUGGAGCAGUUUGGAGAGCCGUGUAA